Messenger RNA from Phacochoerus africanus (Common warthog), 2793 nucleotides. RefSeq names its product kynurenine aminotransferase 1 (gene KYAT1). Bases 900 to 2360 code for a protein of 486 amino acids. Gene Ontology annotation, cellular component: cytoplasm; mitochondrion. Gene Ontology annotation, biological process: biosynthetic process. The transcript is spliced from 14 exons. Gene Ontology annotation, molecular function: L-kynurenine:2-oxoglutarate transaminase activity; pyridoxal phosphate binding. The record is from RefSeq and is a predicted model, not a curated record. Lineage: Eukaryota; Metazoa; Chordata; Mammalia; Artiodactyla; Suidae.
GAGCCCCCGCCUCGCCGUCCCGCCGCCGGCUGCUGCGCCCCUCCGGCGCCUCCUUUUGUUUGUCCCUCACUGCACCACUCAGCCUCCUCCGCCCCGGAAGUGACGUCACCGUCGGGCGCGAACGCGGCGGCCAGGGUGUUGCCAUCUUUUUGAGGGGCGCAGUCUCCACGCCUUCACCUCCUCCUCCUCUCCCUGCUGGCGCCAUGUUGCUUUGGGGCGGAAGUAGCGGAGCCGGGGUUCGGCCCCCUUAAAGGGACAGGGACUGCUGUAACCUUGCCGGCUUGGGGACGAAGGGUGAAGCGGCCGAGGCGGGGGUGAGUAGCUGCUGCCUGAGCGUUGCUGCCCCGAAGUCAGGUGGCGUGGCGGGAGGGCCUGAUAACUGGUUCCGAGCUCGAUUGUGCCAGACCCCUCGCUUCGUUUGCGCUGAAAGGUUGACCCAGCCGGGAGCCGUUGCGCGCGCUUCUCGCUGACCCGCACUCGGACACAGGGACCUUCCGGCCUGAUCCUCUCUGCACCCCCAUCCCCCACUCCCCCACCCCCAGCAGUCGGUGGGGAAGAGGGAACCCAAUGCAACUGGACGAAAUCUGAGCAGAGCCGGGUCUGGAACGGGGUGCCGGACUCCAGCUCUAUGGAUCCCGAGCCCUCGGAGUAUCCAGAUUGAUAACAGUAACGGCAACCACGUUAAGACAGAAUCCGUACAUUGAAAGACAGUGCCUCCACUAAAAAGAAAAAUGUUCAAUACGCACUAAUAUGGGACGACUUCCAAGAUAACUUAGAUGGAAAAAGGAAGGAGCGAAAAUAACAGCGUUAAUCAAUGCUACCGAUUGUUUUGAAAGAACGUGUUGUGGCGAGGGGUACGGGUGUCUGCGGGUGUGUGAACCAGCCGCUUUGUCAAAUAAAUGCGAGAGAAGUUGUUAACUGGGGUGGCCUCGAACAGGAGAACGGGAAUCCUGGGGAUCUGGACAUGGGGGAAGAAUUUACUACCGAGUGCACAGCUCGCCAUGGCCAAGCGGCUGCAGGCUCGACGGCUGGAUGGGAUCGACCACAACCCGUGGGUGGAGUUGGUCAAACUGGCCAGUGAGGCGGAUGUCGUGAACUUGGGCCAAGGCUUCCCCGACUUCCCACCCCCAGACUUUGCCUUGGAAGCCUUUCAGCACGCCGUCAGCGGAGACUUCAUGCUGAACCAGUACACGAAGGCCUUUGGUUACCCACCCCUGACAAAGAUCCUGGCCGGUUUCUUCGGAAAGUUGCUGGGACAGGAGUUAGAUCCGCUGAAGAACGUACUGGUGACUGUGGGUGCCUACGGGGCCCUGUUCACGGCUUUCCAGGCCCUGGUGGAUGAAGGAGAUGAGGUCAUCAUCAUUGAGCCCUUUUUCGACUGCUAUGCGCCCAUGACGUUGAUGGCAGGGGGUCUCCCUGUGUUUGUGUCCUUGAAGCCGAGCCCCACCCAGGAUGGGGAACUGGAUUCCAGCAGCAACUGGCAGCUGGACCCCAUGGAGCUGGCCAGCAAGUUCACGCCUCGCACCAAAGCCCUGGUCCUCAACACACCCAACAACCCCCUGGGCAAGGUGUUCUCCAAGCCAGAACUGGAGCUGGUGGCCAGCCUGUGCCAGCAGCAUGACGUGGUGUGCAUCGCCGACGAGGUCUACCAGUGGCUGGUCUACGACCAGUACCAGCACAUCAGCAUUGCCAGCCUCCCCGGCAUGUGGGAACGCACCCUGACUGUUGGCAGCGCUGGCAAGACCUUUAGUGCCACGGGCUGGAAGGUGGGCUGGGUCCUGGGCCCGGACCGUCUCCUAAGGCACCUGCGCACCGUGCACCAGAACUCCAUCUUUCACUGUCCCACACAGGCCCAGGCCGCCGUCGCCCAGAGCUUUGAGCGGGAGCAGCUGCACUUUGGCCAGCCCAGCAGCUACUUUGUACAGCUCCCGCAGGCCGUGCAGCGCAGCCGUGACCACAUGGUACAGAGCCUGCAGUCCGUGGGCCUGAGGCCCAUCGUCCCCCAAGGCAGCUACUUCCUCAUCAUAGACGUCUCGGACUUCAAGAAGAAGAUGCCCAACUUGCCAGGAGCUGCGGACGAGCCCUAUGACAGACGCUUCGUCAAGUGGAUGAUCAAGAACAAGGGCCCCGUGUAUGUUUUCCAGGCUCUGCACUUCCAAGGGUGCCCAACCAGCGGGCAGCGGAGCCAAAAUCCAGCCCAGCCCCUGGGCUUGAUGGCCAUCCCGGUCUCCAUUUUCUUCAGCCUGCCGCAUCAGAAGCUCUUCGACCACUACAUCCGCUUCUGUUUCAUGAAGGAUGAAUCCACGCUCCAGGCCAUGGACGAGAAGCUGCAGAAGUGGAAAGAGGGGCUCAGGCCCUGAGGUCGCCCCGUGGGCCCUGCCCUGCCUGGUCCCUGAAUGCACUGCAGAGCUCUGCCUCUCUCCGGGUUUCAGCCAUUCCCAGGUUGGGGGUCGAUGGUGCUGGAGGACCCCUGCUCUGUAACACAGAAUGACCCCAGGAAGGAGCCCCCCUUCGGUCCUGGGGGAGUCAAGAGUACCUCCCCAUGGGGCUCGGCUAGGGUCCUGGCCUGGGCCUGUCCCUAGGUCUUGGGUUUCCUCUGGCCUCCACAGACUCAUCCGGGAUUCAAAGGGCAGAAUUCAAGAGGGUAGUGGCCUUGAGGCCCAGCCCCGGCCUCAGCCAGGACUCAGGCAUCCCUCCCUUUCCUUCCCUAACCUUGAUCUUGGGCAGUUGCCUUUAGACUUGACAUCUCAAGCCAGUACUUUUUGCGCAUAAUAAAGUUUUAAGCUAUGUUAA